GAUGUUAUUGACUCACCCAGUCUGCGUCACAUGUCGGAACCAUGCCGACCUUAUCACGUUUCUUUCAUCCUGUGUCUCUUCCCUUCGGUCGGCAAUGGACAGGUUGAUCGCUGGAUAAGCCGGUUUCACAGACGCGAAAACCUCCCCGUCAAGCCCGACUGUUUUGCGGAGUUGCAAGCGUUCCUUUCGGUCUGGUCCGGGUAUCAUGGAGGGUUUAAGCGACAUCACAGGUGACCCAUUACUAGAUUGCCCACAGACGGUAUACGAGCAAUUCGAAUCAAUAGCUCGUCGGCACCAUGAUCGACCAGCUCUCAUUGAGAUCAGCAAAGUAAAAGACCACGAACCUCCGCCGCAAGGAUCGAGUCUUCGCCAAUGGACGUAUACGGAACUGCUGCGGGCUGUGUCAAGCUUUGUGCCCUGGUUUGAAAGCCACGGCAUGGGGUCGGGCUCAAUCCUCUUCGUCCUCUGCCACAAUCGCGCAGAAAACAUCAUUGCCACAUUGGCAGCGUAUGCAGCGGGUUGGAUUCAUGUUCCUAUCAAUCCACACGAACUAUCCAGCAGAGAUGAUGUGCAGUAUAUUAUCGACACGGUUGUCAACUAUUUUGAUCCUGCCUCUAUCGGUAUUGUGGCUCAGGAUCGUUCCGUCCGCCCGAACCUCGACCGGCUCAGAUGGCCGGCCCCAACAGUCAAAGUGUCAUUUCUCGAUGAUCAAGUACCAUGGCUCUCCUUCAAUCAGAUGUCUACUCUUCGAAGCAAGGUAAAGAAGGCAGGGAAAGGAGAAGCGAGAUCUGUGCUCUUCACCAGCGGAACAGCAUCCCGCCCUAAAGGCUGUCCCUUGAGGAUGACGGCAUACAUUCACGUCUUGGUUAAUUCGCUCGGCAUUGGGAACCUCAAACCUGGCGACAAGCUGCUCUCGACUGCCCCAAGCUAUCAUGCCUUUGGGCUUCUUUGCACUAUCCUUCCUCUGGUUCAAGGGGCAUGCGUCGUUUUUGCUGGAAACACUUUCGAUCCCUUAUUGACUAUUGACACAAUCCAGCAUCAAGAAUGCACACACUUGUGUUUAGUUCCCACCAUGCUGCACGGCCUCGAGCAGGUCCAUUCUACUUUCAAUUCUUCCAGGCUACGUGCGGUCCUAUUCGCAGGAAUGGUCCUCAGCCCCGAUGCUCUCCGCCGCUGCUUGGAGCUUUUCGGGAACAUAACAGUCGAGAACCUGUACGGGAUGAGCGAAGGGGUUGUGGCUACCACCGGUCCCGUGGGGGAUGUAAGUCGCAUCUCGCAUGGUCAAGAUGUGGCAGUCGGGAGACCUGGCAUGGGGGCGCGGAUUCGUAUUUGUGACCCUGGUCAGCGAUCUCCUCUUGCAGUGGGACUGCCAGGUCAAUUACACUACGCUGGGAGUUCUUUGAUUCAGCACUAUCUCGGGGCAUCCGACGACGAUUUUCAUGAUGAGCCAGACGAUCUGCGCUGGUUCAACACGGGUGAUCAGGCAUUUGUCGGGACGGAUGGUCUAAUUUAUCUGAUCGGGAGGUACAAAGAUUUGAUCAUUCGUGGCGGAGAGAAUCUAUCUCCGGCUAGGAUUGAAGGCGUCUUGGCUGAGGUUUCGGAGCUGCGUUCGUUGAACACACAGAUCGUGGUCGGUGGAGAACCGAUUGCUGGGGAAGUUCCGGUGGCUGUCGUUGCCGUGGCUCCUAGUGCCAAGCAAGUCAGCUUGAUCCAGAGCACAGUGCGCUCUACACUUGGGGUGAUCCAUGUCCCCACAGCUGUGGUUUCGCUUCAGGAUCUGGGCAUUGACGACUUUCCACGAACGGCUGCAGGGAAGAUACGAAAAUCUAAUUUGUGCGCUCUCUAUCGCUUAUUCGAAGAGCGCCAAGCCCAGCAUGGCGUUGGCAUGAUCGACCAACCGGUUGAUGUCACCGAGGCAGUGACAGGGGUGUGGGCGCGCACUCUCGGCAGCAAGACAUCCGAGAUCUAUGUGGACGCUCCUUUGUCGAACUUCGCGGAUAGUAUCUUGCAGCUCACCACGCGGCACCAAAUCGAAAAGGCUACCGGACGGUGUGUGGCUCUGCCUGAGUGGCUUCAAGCGACUAGCAUUAAGGAGCAGGCAUCUCUUCUCGCCAGCAGUGAUGUCGCUUCCCACACCAAUGGCGAUAGUAAGGAUCUCGAUAAAGACCGGCAAGUUCCAGAUAUCGAUUCCGCGGUCUACGCUACACUUAUGCAAAGAGCUUUCGAGCGGACCAGACUAGCCGUGGAGAAUGUCCUGGGUAAAGACGGACUGUCUUGGGAGGAUGUGACAGAAGUCAUCCCAUGCAGAGAUGCUGUACAGGUCGCAUGCAAGUCUCGCUUGAUCGACAGUGCCAGUAUUCGGACAUGUAUGUUGUGCAACGGAGCUACAGCUGAGAGCGCUCGACAUGCUCUCGUUACCGCACUAGCAGAGCAUCCCAUCUUGCUAUCCUACCUCGUGGUCGAUGACAAACACCUUGAUGCUCAGCUCGGGCUAUAUGUGGUGCUUCGUCAAACCCCUGAAAUUUUUGAUCGGUGCAUCCACAGUGACCUAGUCGUCGACAGCAUCGAAGAACUCACCAGGAUAACCACCGAACAACCGUUCCGAAUGCCUGCUGUCCUUCCAGGUCCCAAUUUCGGUGCCCUGAUCGUUUCCGUCCGGGAGACACAAUCCGCCGCCAUCAUUACAAAUAUCGCCCACACCGUAGUCGACAAAACAAACCACGGCCUGUUCAACCGCGAUUUGGACAGCGCCCUCGGCGGCGGCGAGAUUUCCAUCGACGCGCACCUCUCCUUCAAGACCUGGGCGGACACUCAAUACAAACAGCGCAUGUCCCCGAAAGCCACCGAGGCGGUCAACUUCUACGUCGACUAUCUCCAAGGCCUGAAGAAGCAUUACCACGCCCUCUGGCCCAUCCACACCCCAGAGAUCAACCUCCCGCCGCACCGACUCCACAAAGCCGGAGAAACCAUCGUCUUCGCCGCCACCUCAAUCGCCCGUCUCCGCCAGCAGCAGCCUCGUCUCACCGCACCGAUCCUCGUCAAAGCCGCCUUGAUCCUCCUAAUCCUCUCUCGCACAAACCACACCCACGCCCUCUUCGUCGGCAUGGAAGCCGCCCGCUCCGAGUACGCUUUCCCGGACCCCGGCGCUCCCGCCCUGCCCUCCGACGCGGCCGACGUCGCCGGCCCGACCUUCAAUUGGUCCUUCAAUCUCGUGGUCUUCCGCCCGGAUGAAACUGUUCUCGACUUCCUCACGCGCGUCUACCGCGAGCAGCUCGAGCAGACGAAACAUGCAAACGUCCCUUGGCAUCGCGUGUUCGAGGGACUGGAUCUUUCGGCAGAUGAGAUCUUGGCCAAGGUUACCAAUGCAUGUGUGUUUAACUGGAUGCCGGGGCUGGGGCCGGACAUGCUGGGGGCGAAUCCGUAUACGAAUCUUAAGCCGCUGGUGUUUCAUGUUCGACCCAAGGUGGGCCUGGUGUUGAAUGCGGGGCAGGGGGGCCCGGAUGGGAGUCAGUUGGUGUUGAUGACGGAGGGGGCGAUGGGGAAUGGGCCGGCGGUUUGGGGGGUGAGGGUGUUGGAGGAGAUGAAGCGGAUUGUGCUUUGGGUGUCUGAGGAAGGGAAUCUGGGGAGGCCGGUGGGGGAGUUUGUGGAGGCGUUGGGGUGGGAUUUGGCAUCAUAAGACUCAUGUGAUGGCUGAUGAGGUUGAUUGUAACGGGCCAUGCAGAGAGGAUAGUAAGAGGGCUUUGCAAGCUCUGUGCCUGGUCUGUUAGAUCUUAGGCUGCUGGAAAUAUGAUAUUAUCUUGGUGCAGCUCACGGGUUUCUGCGGCUCAAGCAGCGAGUAUACUCUUCCCAGACAAGACAUCAUGUUCACUCACUCUUCUCGUAUAC
Messenger RNA from Aspergillus fijiensis CBS 313.89, 3885 nucleotides. Its product is annotated as class I adenylate-forming enzyme family protein. Gene Ontology annotation, biological process: fatty acid metabolic process. The transcript has 2 exons. Bases 206 to 3676 code for a protein of 1156 amino acids. Gene Ontology annotation, molecular function: medium-chain fatty acid-CoA ligase activity. The record is from RefSeq and is a predicted model, not a curated record. Lineage: Eukaryota; Fungi; Ascomycota; Eurotiomycetes; Eurotiales; Aspergillaceae.